GACAACAACCCGCCAAAAGUCCAGCACUGUGACACUACGGCUGGUCAAGCUGAAUAACAAGUGGGAUUUUCGUUUAGGAAGCGCUGCUGGCAUCUGAGAGCUCAGCAUGGCAGUGCCUUUUGUGCAAGACUGGGACGUUGUUCAGACUCUUGGAGAAGGAGCUUAUGGAGAAGUCAGGUUGCUGGUAAAUAGACAGACGGAGGAGGCUGUUGCAGUGAAAGUGAUUGAUACCAGUCAGUCCAAAGAGUGUGCUGAAAAUGUCAAGAAAGAAAUCUGUGUCCAUAAGUCUCUCAACCACCAAAACAUUGUGCGCUUUUAUGGCCAGCGGCAUGAAGGGCCCAUCACAUACCUUUUCCUGGAGUACUGCUCUGGAGGAGAACUAUUUGACCGUAUUGAGCCUGAUGUAGGAAUGCCAGAAAAAGACGCCCAUCGCUUUUUCAAACAGCUUACAGGAGCUGUGGAGUACCUCCACAGCAUCGGCAUCACUCACAGAGACAUCAAACCUGAGAAUAUUCUGCUUGACGACAAAGAUAACCUGAAGCUGACAGAUUUUGGCUUAGCAACACUCUUUCGCUUCAAGGGACGAGAGCGUCUUUUGUCCCGUAUCUGUGGGACAUUACCCUAUGUGGCCCCUGAGCUUUUAAGCCAAACCGAGUUCAGAGCUCAACCAGCUGACAUCUGGGCCUGUGGCAUAGUGCUUACUGCUAUGUUAGCUGGAGAGUUACCUUGGGAUCAGCCAAGUGAAAGCUGUCAAGAGUACUCGGAUUGGUUGCAAAAAAAGACCUACCUACCUCCUUGGAAAAAAAUCCAACCCAUGCUUCUCGGUUUAUUGUCCAAGUUACUGCUACCAGACCCUGACAAGAGGAUUAGCAUUUCUGACAUUAAAAAUGACCGCUGGUUUACUCAAGGUGUCAAGCCACCACCACCAGGAAGCAAGCAUCUUCGCACUGAUCCACCAUUGUCCCGAACCAAUAGUGAUGACCGAAUGCAGUUCUCCAGCUCUCAGCCUGAUUUUGCCCUGGGAAGUUUUGAGAAUACAUUUAACGGCUCAAGUGAUGGUCUGCUCAGCUUCUCUCAGCCAAUCAAACCUGAACACAUGCUUCUUGGAAGUCAACUUGUGGCCACACCUGGAGCCAGUCAAAAUCCUUGGCAGCGAUUGGUGCGGAGAAUGACCCGAUUUUUUACUAAUGUGGAUGCUGAUGCCUCUCUGUGUGCCCUCAAAGAUAUCAGUGUUAACUUAGCUAUUACCUUUAAAAUCAACUGCACCAAACAGGUGACGUUGAGUACGCUGGAUAAACGUAACAACAAAUUAAUUUUCAAAGUUCAUGUGUUAGAGAUGAAUCACAAGGUGCUGCUGGACUUCAGGCUGUCUAAGGGAGAUGGUCUUGAGUUCAAACGUCUGUUUGUUAAGAUAAAACAGAAACUUGGUGACAUCAUCAGCACCCAAAAGAUUUUGUUACCACUCAACUGAUCUCGUGAUAUAGCUGAUAUUUUGGUGAAAAUCACACUCUAUGGACUGACAAACUUAUGUAUUUGUGUAUAUAUGUAUACACAUAUGUACAUAUUAAGGUGUUCCCUGUUUCAUUGUUCUGGUCUUUGUCUGUUUUUAUCAAUGUACCACUUUUUGUAUUUCUGAAAAUGUGAACUUUUCUAAAUGUUGAUUAUGUUUAGGUUUGAAUAUAAAUUACCAAUUACCAAUUGGUCCCAUGUUUUAGUGUUGUGUUCACUUAGCUUUGUUUGUUUGGAUUAUGUAUGAUACGAUAUAACUCAAAGUUUUGGAAUAAAUUAUUUUUAAAGAUC
This is a messenger RNA of Periophthalmus magnuspinnatus, 1800 nucleotides long. It is a transcript of the gene chek1, whose product is annotated as checkpoint kinase 1. Gene Ontology annotation, biological process: protein phosphorylation; microtubule cytoskeleton organization; DNA damage checkpoint signaling. The record is from RefSeq and is a predicted model, not a curated record. Gene Ontology annotation, cellular component: cytoplasm. The transcript has 14 exons. Bases 107 to 1471 code for a protein of 454 amino acids. NCBI's taxonomy places the organism in Eukaryota, Metazoa, Chordata, Actinopteri, Gobiiformes, Gobiidae. Gene Ontology annotation, molecular function: protein serine/threonine kinase activity; ATP binding; tau-protein kinase activity.